CCCUUUAACACAUGCAGCUGAUGACGCCACCCGCUGUCCAACAAGCAGCACAACAAGGAAGUGUCCAGCGCCUCCUGUUCAACUCGUUAGGACCUUAGGGUUUUAUGAGCUAAUGUUUACCUUGUAGCGCAGGAUGCCUGUUGAAAGCCCGGAGGAGAGGAGGGUGGAGGUGCUGGCGCUGCCUCCAGGAGUGGAUGAGGAGCUGCUCUUUCUGUACUUUGAGAAUAAGCGCCGCUCCGGGGGAGGUCCACUCGUCUCUGUGGAGAAGAAGGGUGACCGUGCUAUACUGGAGUUUGAAGAGGCAGAGGCUGCAUCCCAAGUGCUGUCUAAAGGGCACCACGUUCUGCAUAAUGUGGAGCUGACUGUGAGAAAGCCUGCCUCAAAGGACCGAUGUAGACUGCUGCUGCAGGGGAUCAACCCCAACACCAGCAGUGAUAUGAUAGAGCUCUACGUGGAGAACAUGAUGGGGGUGCGUGAUUUCACUCUGUAUCCCUCACAGCGGGGGGAUUUUAUCCUCAUUCACCUCAGCCAACCCUUCUCGAAAGAUUUCCAAAACCUUAGUGCUAAAAUCUCCAAGAAGAUGCUCAAUGGGUCCACGGUCACUCUUGAACAGAUUGAGCAAACUGACUCCAUCUUAGUGGAGAACCUGCACCCUGGCACCACUCCAGACCUGCUCACUUUGUACUUUGAGAGCAACGGAGGUGGGAAUCAGAAGGUGAAGUCGGUCACACUGCUUUCAGAGAGCACAGCAAAGGUGUCCUUUGUUAAUUAUGAAUCUGUGAACCCUGUCCUGGAGCUCCCACACAAACUGGAAGGUGCUGAUCUUGCAGUGAUGCCAUACUUUGACUUUCUUCAACCUACAGAAAGAUUAACAUCACAAGCCUCUGGGAUUGGAAGCCAAGAAAUGACUGAGAGAAACUCAGAGGAUCUGAGUGAUAUUCAGAUGCAGACCAGUCCUCCAGUGGUGGCUAUUGCAAACAGCCAGUCCUCCUCUCAGACGUCCUCUGAGCCUCUUGCUGCCCAUGAAGCAGUAGAAGAGGCAUCAGGAGAUGCCAUCGAGGAUCAAAUGGAGGAAGAAGAUACACUGUCAGACCAUAUUCCUAUCGCUGACCCAGCAAAACUUGCUUUGUUUCAGCUUAGCACCUUUCAACAGGAUAGUGAAAAGGCUCACCCAGAUGUCACCAUCCAAAUCAAAGACAAUGGUGUGCACAUUGCAGGGACUGACAGACAAACGUUUGAGCAGAUAAAACACACAAUCUUGGACUAUUUUGGCAAAAUGGCUGAGACUCACUUCACCCUGGAGCCAGAAAAGGCUCAGUUCCUUGAAAGAAAAGAUGUAAAAAAACGGCUACUGCAAAUCAUGGGUCAAACCGAGUCACCUGCCAUGUACACCGUAUCAGACUGUAAUGUUGCGGUAACCUCCCUAUCCCAGAACUCGGCUAACCAGGCGUGUAACUUUUUGAAGUCCCAGCUGUGUCACUUCAGCAUACCGCUGGAUACAGAAUAUGAGGGCAUGUUAAACUGCAGAGAGUGGUCUGAGUUUGUGCAGGCUCUGGGUUUCUCCUCUGUAAAGGUGUCAGAACAAGGAAGGAAUACUGAUGUGUUGACUCUGAAAGGAAUGGAGAGUGAGAAGCAGACUGCAAUCCUGCAGUUCCUUGCUACACCCAUUGAAAGGGAGACCGUCAUCUCUAUGGAGCCAGGCGUGUUGAAAUACAUCCAGACACAUUGUCAUCAACUAUUGGCUGACAUGGACCAAGUGUCUAUCUUUCCACUAGAAGCAGAGGAAGUUUGUGGGUUAAAGAUCCAUGGCCUUGCAAUUGCUUGUCAAAUAGCUGAGGAGGUGUUGCAGGGUAUAGUGUCCUCCAUCUGCACCAGGACCAUCACCGUAAACGCUCCAGGUGUGACCCGCUUCCUAGAUGAUACGGAGUGCAAGAGCAUCCUGAAGGAGAUGGAGACUAAGUUUCAAGUCCUUAUCAUCCCAAAGCUGGUGCCCUGGCAACCCCUGCCACACCAGGACAUUUUUGAAACCGCAUGGACGAUGAUGUCCCACAGAAACUUCCAGAAAGUGUCUUUGGAUGGUUCUGCACAAGAGUUAAAAUCAGAUUCAUUGCAUACUGAUCACAAUGGAGCGGCAGACAGAGGUCUUUUAGAUGAGGCAAAGAGAAUCGUCUCAGCUAUUGAUGAAGGACUCGAGGAGGGUGUGUCCAGUUCAAAUCAACUUGAUGACAUGGAUAACGUGGACCUGUAUACAGCAGAGGAACCAACCAGCCUGACAGACCAGGACUCUAAUGUGAUAGAUGUUGAUGCUUUCCAGCCCUCAGCUGAAAGGAAUGCUACGAGUGGGUUACUCCUGAAUGAUGGAGCUCUGGGCCUUUCCAGCAACCUUGAAGAAGAGGCCCAAAUGUCCCUAGCCAUCCAGUACUCUAUGGAGUCAAGUCAUUGGUCCCUGCAGGAGGAGGAGGAACAGCUGCAAAAAGCAUUGGAGUUGUCAAGGGAAAUGAGCCAACAUGAAGCUUCUGCUAGUAGUACUGACAAGAGCGCCCACGUGGACAAGCUGGGGAAGGGCAAAAAUAUUUCCUUAGAGGACACGAUCAAGGCGGCCAACACCAUACAGUUAGUAGUGUUCGCAGGUUAUAACUGUGACCUGAUUCGGGUGGACAUAGCCUUUGGGAAAAAGGUCAGCCAGAGACAGGUGGAGGAGAAACUGGAGCACAGGAGUGUAAAGAACAUGUCCGAAUACCACAGGAAGUGUCUGGAGAUGAUCAAGCGGAAGCACGCAGUGGAGAUUCAGAUUCAGGGAACCAUAAUUUCUGUUUCCGGCUUCAAGGAUUUUGUGACCGGAGCACUGUGUGAUGUGAAGUUGCUGCUGGAGAAAAUCUCCAAUUAUGUGCCCGACCAGGAAAUCCUGAGAGCUGUCCAGUGGGUACAUCACAUUCCAGCCUCCUCAGACACGACUCCUUAUUCACCCGAUGCUACAAUAUUCAUCGAGCAUGCUUGGAGAAUGAAGCUGAAAAAGGUUGAUAUCUUGAUGGACAAUCAGCCCCACACCAUAAACUUUGAGAAGAUGGAAGAAUACAACAUACCUUCAGGGAAAUCUGUGAAAAUCUCCAGGAAGUUGCUCAAUUUAGAGGAUUUGGUUGAGGAUGUGUCAGAGGAGGACUUCUCUCUGCUGUCAAACCUGCCUGAAGCAACCAAAGUCGAUGAGGAAUCUGAUGAAUUUCAGACUGUGGUGAAGAAUUUCUAUGAGACCAUUCAGGAAUACCACAGCAAAAUCAGAAUCAUACAGGUGGAGAAGCUCAUGAAUCGACUACUGUACAAUCAGUACAAGUUGAAGAAGGCGAGCAUACUACAGCGUGCUUUGUAUCCAGAAGUUGAACGAACUCUCUACCAUGGCACAAGUGAGACGAGUGUGAAAGAGAUCUGUGUUCAUGGAUUCAACAGAAGCUUCUGUGGAAAGAAUGCUACCGUCUAUGGUCAAGGGGUGUAUUUUGCUGUCAACUCUGCGCUGUCUGUCCAGGAUCAGUAUUCACCCCCAAACGCAGACGGAUACAAGUUUGUUUUUGUGUCAAAGGUUCUAACAGGAGACUUCACUAAAGGCUGCCAUUCGAUGAAGGCAGCCCCUCUAAAGGAGACCGGCGCCAUUCCCCUCCGAUAUGACAGUGUGACUGACGACAUCACCAAGCCGUCGAUGUUUGUCAUCUUCAACGAUACGCAGGCUUUCCCUGAAUAUCUCAUUACAUGCCAGAGAAUCCACCGUUAGGACGGAUUAGGCGUCAGAUGAUAACCAUAAAAUUGGGAGAAAAGGA
Micropterus dolomieu (smallmouth bass) is the source of this 3806-nucleotide messenger RNA. It is a transcript of the gene parp10, whose product is annotated as poly(ADP-ribose) polymerase family member 10. Gene Ontology annotation, molecular function: RNA binding; transcription corepressor activity; NAD+ poly-ADP-ribosyltransferase activity. The record is from RefSeq and is a predicted model, not a curated record. Lineage: Eukaryota; Metazoa; Chordata; Actinopteri; Centrarchiformes; Centrarchidae. The transcript is spliced from 11 exons. Gene Ontology annotation, biological process: negative regulation of gene expression. Gene Ontology annotation, cellular component: nucleus; cytoplasm. The coding region runs from base 134 to 3760 and encodes 1208 amino acids.